GUCAUUUGUUCGUCGCCAUUGUUCUUUCGUCGUCGUUACCGUCGUUGAAAAUUGUCGAGCGAAAAAUAAAAGUUGUAGCAUUCAUUUGCAAUAUAUCUCAUAGAAAACAAGUUGUUUUUAAAGUAAAUACAAAAGUCUAAAUAUCAAGAUUUUAGGUUAAAUAUUUGCUGGGGUGUGAAUCUUUGAAAAAGUAUAUAUAACACCGUCCACUGAAGUAAAAAACAGCAGUGGAAAGUGUGGCUCAGCUGAAGAAAGAAAAAAUCAUUUGAUUAGCAAUAGAAGACAAAAAACAAUAGUUCAAAUUCGUGUACGGGAGCAGAAAAUUUGAAAACGUUUUAAGUUUUCCGAAAGCGAAGUCUUAAGUGUUCAAUACAAAAAUGUCAGCAAUGAAUCCAGAAUAUGAUUACUUGUUCAAAUUACUGCUUAUCGGUGACUCGGGCGUAGGUAAAUCGUGCCUUUUGUUGCGAUUCGCUGAUGAUACAUACACAGAAAGCUAUAUUAGCACAAUUGGUGUAGAUUUCAAAAUUAGAACCAUUGAGUUGGACGGCAAGACUAUAAAGUUGCAAAUUUGGGAUACCGCUGGACAAGAGCGCUUCCGUACAAUUACAUCUUCGUAUUAUCGUGGCGCACACGGUAUUAUUGUUGUUUAUGAUUGCACAGACCAGGAGUCGUUUAAUAAUGUAAAGCAAUGGUUAGAGGAAAUCGAGCGAUAUGCUUGCGAAAAUGUAAACAAGUUGCUCGUGGGCAACAAAUGUGAUUUGACUACCAAGAAAGUUGUUGACACAAAUACAGCAGCGGAAUACGCAAGUCAGUUGGGUAUUCCAUUUCUGGAGACUUCAGCUAAAAACGCAACGAAUGUUGAACAGGCUUUCCUGACGAUGGCUGCCGAGAUAAAGAAUCGUGUUGGGCCGCCUUCAAGUGCCACUGAGAACGCCAGUAAAGUUAAAAUUGAUCAGGGACGUCCGGUGGAGAACACCAAAUCAGGUUGCUGCUGAAUAACUCCGAUUGUGAACUCAUAUACACACUUUAUUUUAUUAUACUAAAAAAAAACAAUUAAAAUAAAAAAGAAA
Bactrocera neohumeralis is the source of this 1070-nucleotide messenger RNA. RefSeq names its product ras-related protein Rab-1A (gene Rab1). Gene Ontology annotation, molecular function: GTP binding; GTPase activity. The coding region runs from base 378 to 995 and encodes 205 amino acids. The record is from RefSeq and is a predicted model, not a curated record. Lineage: Eukaryota; Metazoa; Arthropoda; Insecta; Diptera; Tephritidae. The transcript has 5 exons.